This is a messenger RNA of Colletotrichum godetiae, 2422 nucleotides long. Its product is annotated as major facilitator superfamily transporter. Bases 501 to 2213 code for a protein of 570 amino acids. The record is from RefSeq and is a predicted model, not a curated record. Gene Ontology annotation, biological process: transmembrane transport. NCBI's taxonomy places the organism in Eukaryota, Fungi, Ascomycota, Sordariomycetes, Glomerellales, Glomerellaceae. Gene Ontology annotation, molecular function: transmembrane transporter activity. The transcript has 4 exons.
CAGUUGGCGUAGUCGACGAUGAUAGGACACCGCCCCGAUCUCGCGCCAUCGAAUGGAGCGCUUAUCUCCGCGACAAUCCCCCGGAAUCGAGUCUCGGUAAAUGCUAAAAGCGACCAUGAGUCGCGUCAUAGACGAGGUUCCGAAUUGCCAUUCAGUGACUUGUCGGAAGCCUCAUCUUUCAUCAAUGCUACGUCGUUGAAGAACAUGGAGUUUACAACUUGAUUUAACUUUUGCGCUCAGAGAAUAGGGUCCAGGUGGUUGAUCGAGACUUUAGAAACAGCGCCUCUCAAGAUUGCCUACUCACCGCAAUGACUUCACCAUUUCUAAUCAACUAGCCCCAACGGACUCCCGCACGCUAAGAGCGCUUCGCUCACAAGCGGACGAACAAUCUCUGGAAACUCUUGACUUUGUUGAGGUACUCUUUCGCAUGCCUGCUACAACUUGAACAGAAAAGAGAGUUAAUCGGAUCGCACUUGGAGAGUAAAUACAGAGGGGACUCGAUGUUGGAGAAGCGAAACUCUGCUGAACGCAGCAGAGGUGACACGGACACCAGCAACAAGGACAUGGGCUCAACGCCCACAGGCGCAGGCGCAACGGCAGGGCCCGGCGAGGCGGUGGUGGCUGCGGAAGGAAAAGAAGCUUCCAUGCCGCAGGAGGUAAUACGGAAUUCAGCCCCGAACUCUGCCCGGGAUGACGGUUUUGGAGACGACGAGAAGCGGUUAUCCGCGGGCGGUGGUAAUGAGACGAGGUCGCCCUCACCGUCACCUUCGAAUUCGGACUGCGAAUCGCAUCGAGAUGGCGGCAAGAAAGAUGGGCGCAAAGGGGUUAUUGGCGCGACGGUGGGGUUUCUUACGUGGACGCCGCGGAAAAUGCGAUAUGACCCCAAGAAUCCUCCCCAAUUCACGCUCGGUCUCAACUUCUUGUUCGCAGUUGCUGCAACAUUCACCGUCGCCAAUCUCUACUACAACCAGCCGGUGCUCAACCGGAUCGCAGAGACAUUCGAUGUCAGCUUCGAGAGAGCAUCAUCGGUAGCGACGCUGAUGCAAGCCGGGUAUGCAGCGGGGUUACUCUUCAUCUGCCCUCUGGGCGACAUGCUCCGACGACGGCCGUUCAUCUUGGGCCUCAUCUGGGUCACAGCGAUGCUGUGGCUCGGUCUCUGCCUAACAAACUCCUUCCAAGCCUUCCUAGGCCUCUCCUUCAUCGUCGGCGCCACAACAGUAACACCACAACUCAUGCUCCCGUUGGUAGCAGACAUGGCACCCCCCGAACGAAAAGCCAGCUCCCUCUCCAUAACAACAUCAGGCCUAAUGCUCGGCAUGCUCAUCGCGCGUCUUCUCUCGGGCAUCGUGGCAAACUACACCUCCUGGCGCAACAUCUACUGGUUCUCCUUUGGCGCACAGAACCUCCUGCUGGUCCUCCUCUUCUUCUUCGUACCGGAUUACCCAUCGACGAACCCGGAUGGGCUGAACUACUUCCGCGCGCUGUGGACUAUCAUAACGAUGUUGUUUACGGAGCCGAUACUGGUGCAGGCUUGUCUGAUUGGGUUCUUUAUUAGUUGUAUCUUUACGUCUUUCUGGACGACGUUGACGUUCUUGUUGGCUUCGCCGCCGUACGAGUAUCCCUCUAUUACGAUCGGGUUGUUUUCGCUGAUUGGAAUUGCGGCGAUUUGUGGUGGGCCGGUGUAUGGGCGGUUGAUCAUGGAUCGAUAUGUGCCGUGGCUGUCUUCUGUGCUUGGGCAGACUGUCAUCUUGAUCGGGUGCAUCAUUGGUGCUUUCACGGGCACCUUCACCGUUGCUGGGCCUGUGAUCCAGGCGAUUUGCAUAGAUAUGGGUAUUCAGACUGCGCAGACUGCGAACCGGACUGCCAUCUAUACCAUCAAUCCCAAGGCCAGGAACCGGGUGAACACAGCGUAUAUGGUGUGCGUGUUCUGCGGGCAGUUGACGGGUACGGCGGUGGGCAACAGGCUGUAUGCGCAAGGCGGGUGGAAGUACAGCGCAGGCACCUCAAUCGGCUUCAUCGGGUUGUCGUUGAUCAUCACCAUGCUCAAGGGUCCACAGGAGAAGAGCUGGAUCGGCUGGAGCGGCGGCUCCAAGCUGCGCAAAGACGCACCGAAACCACAACCGGCCUCACCCGAAGAAGCACAGGGGCCGGUGGAGGGGUCAGUGGAGAAGAGGACGGAUAUCGGCGCCGGUGGUGAGGAGAAUCGGCGGUGACAGGGCCGAUGUGUGGAGGAGCGGACCGGGGGUUGAAGCUAUUCGGUGGUUGGGCCGUGCCGCGCUGCCGGAACAGGUGUCCCCCAUGGUUCCGGGAGAAGCUAACCGUUCUAGAUUAGCGAAAAGAAACUGUGAUGCGUGGCUUAGCGAAACUUGAUGUAUUUAUUGGUGUACUCAAUGACUUGAAACUAAGAUGGAGAAGCUUAAUC